Molecule: messenger RNA, 1524 nt
Organism: Malus domestica (apple)
Lineage: Eukaryota; Viridiplantae; Streptophyta; Magnoliopsida; Rosales; Rosaceae
Product: fructose-1,6-bisphosphatase, cytosolic-like
Biological process (GO): sucrose biosynthetic process; fructose 6-phosphate metabolic process; fructose metabolic process
Cellular component (GO): cytoplasm; cytosol
Molecular function (GO): fructose 1,6-bisphosphate 1-phosphatase activity
Source: RefSeq, a predicted model, not a curated record
AUCCUGAAAAUGUGGAAUAUAAUAUCUACUAAUCCAAUUCCAUUUGUCGAACCCUAGUUCUUGCAUAUUUUAUAGUUCUCGAUCGAUCUCCAUCAUUCCAUCAUUUCAGUUUCUUCUUCUACGUACUCUUCUUUAACUAUCUCUGAAAUCUGAAUCCUCAUUAUUCACUAACAAUGGAUCAUGCGGCUGAUGCUCAGAGAACUGAUCUAAUGACCAUCACUCGUUUUGUUCUUAACGAGCAGUCCAAGCAUCCCGAGGCACGUGGCGAUUUAACCAUCUUACUCAACCACAUUGUUCUCGGUUGCAAAUUUGUCUGCUCCUCCGUUAGCAAGGCAGGUCUUGCAAAAUUAAUUGGACUUGCUGGAGAGACCAACGUUCAAGGUGAAGAGCAGAAGAAAUUGGAUGUGCUUUCAAAUCAAGUUUUUGUGAAAGCGCUAACUAGCAGUGGCCGUACUUGCAUUCUUGUUUCGGAAGAGGAUGAAGAGGCCAUAUUCGUAGAGUCAUCAAAGCGUGGAAGAUACAUUGUUGUUUUUGACCCGUUGGAUGGAUCCUCCAACAUCGAUUGUGGUGUUUCUAUAGGAACUAUCUUUGGGAUUUAUGUGGCGAAAGAUAAGCAAAACCCAAGUCUUGAGGAUGUACUGCGACCUGGGAAUAAGAUGGUAGCCGCUGGUUAUUGCAUGUAUGGAAGCUCUUGCACGCUGGUGCUUAGUACUGGAAAUGGAGUGAAUGGCUUCACGCUUGAUCCAUCGCUAGGGGAAUUUAUAUUAACUCAUUCCAACAUUAAGAUUCCGCAGAAGGGAAAGAUCUACUCAGUAAAUGAAGGAAAUGCACAGAACUGGGAUGAGCAAACUACCAAGUAUGUGGAAAAAUGCAAGUUCCCCCAAGAUGGUUCAUCUCCCAAGUCUCUUAGAUACAUUGGAAGCAUGGUUGCUGAUGUGCACCGAACAUUGCUAUACGGAGGCAUGUUUAUGUACCCUGCCGAUAAGAAAAGCCCAAAUGGAAAACUACGAGUUCUUUACGAAGUUUUCCCGAUGUCAUACCUGGUUGAGCAAGCAGGAGGUCAAGCUUUUACUGGAAAGCAAAGGGCCCUAGACUUGGUUCCAAACAAGAUACACGAGAGGUCCCCAGUAUUCCUUGGUAGCUAUGACGACGUCGAGGAAAUUAAACAACUGUAUGGGGUUAAGAAUAGCAUCUCCAAUGGCUUUUCUAGUUGAGGUCCUAGCUAAAAUCUGGGGAGGAUUUGGAAAAAUCCAUCUCCAAUCACACUUCUUAUCCACCUCCUAAGAUAGGGAUUCUCCUAGGAGCUGCUAAACCUCGGGAGUAAGAAAGGAGCUUUUAGAAUGAAUUAUUAAUAUUUUAAUGAUAUUAAAUAAAAUUCUAUUCUUAUUUUUCCGCAAUCCAUAUAACUCCUCAAAACAGAGAGUGUGAUUGGAGUAAACUCUUCUACAGAGCUCCUAACUUUCUGGUAUUUUUAGCUAAAAUUUAUUUAGAUAAUGAGCAUGAUUGGAGACGCUCUAAUUGAUA